ACUACUCUUAAACUGUUGGCUUUCGACUGCCUGGCUUUUAUGGGUAAAAGUCUGCUCGAACGUCCAUUAACUAAAAGACUUGGGUAUCUCUGCGAAUCCCUAAUUAAACCUUACGCCGCACAUCGAAAGAGCAAUCCUGGUAUAGCUACUGGCCAACCAUUUGUUGUGGAAGUAAAACAAAUGGAGCUUUCAUAUGGCGUCCUCAAGGUCUUUGAUGAGGUAAUCCCCAAACUCAAGCACAAAAAUGAUGGGUUAAUAUUCACAUCAGCAGUAGCAGAGUAUAUUCCGGGCACUUGUGAGAAAAUGUUAAAAUGGAAGCCAGCUAAUGAAAAUUCAAUAGACCUAUUAUUAGAAGUUCAAUACCCAAAAACAAAGGGUCGACCAGACUACACAGUGAAACCACAGUUUAUCUUAAAGAAGUGGUUGCGAAGGAAUGAACACGCAUUUUUCAGUGAAAUGACUGUAACUGAUGAAGAAUGGGAGAAUACUUUUCGCAAUAUUCCGAAUCUGAGUGGUCGAAUUGUAGAGGCAGUCUAUGACCCAACGGCAGAUUCGAGAGCACCAUGGAAAUUCUUGCGAUUCCGUGACGAUAAGGAGCAUGCGAAUCAUAGCUCUGUCGUAACGAAAAUACAAGAAUCUAUAAGGGAUGCUGUAGCAAAAGAGCAAUUGAUUGCGCACGCUCCCAAGAUAAGAGAAGCAUGGAAACGACGAGAAACACAAAAAUCACAAAUAAGCCAUCCGCAAUCGUCGUCAUCAGUCGCCCAACACCAACAUCACUCACAUACUUUCUCACACUCUACAAAAUACUCCGAUUCACAGCCAGAACAAUCCCACGGGCGUGUGAAUUCUUCCAGUAGUGGUAGACGGGUGGAACACACAGAAAAAUCUUCCUUCUCUCGCCCGCAACAGCCGACUCCUCCAACGCCUAAAGGCAGAGAAGACGGACAUUCGGAACAACAUGUACACGAUUAUCGUAUGCGUCCGUUGCAACCUACACCGCCGUCGCCUCAAACUAGAGAGGAUAGUGGAAGGCUAUCAGGCAAUAGAACAACAUAUAUAGCCGGAAAGAGGCUACCUAGCGCGAUUCAAGAUAUGGAUGUAUCAGAAAGUGAGAAGGAAGAAAGUGAAAUUGAGAGUGAGGCUGAUGGUGAUGAGGAUCGGGUACAACCACGUAACAGGCGAAAAUUACAGGGUGACGACAAAGAGGGAAAGCAAAUAAGAUCGAUAAAACCAAUGCGUCGAACCAUCUCAUCCAACGGAGGAUCUCGCACAGAACGUCCUCAAACACCUUACUCUGACCCAGCCUCAUCCCUCCAAUCAUCAUCUCCGUCGCCUGAACCGACAACCUACUCACCACCGCCCGUGGUCUCCACCCAGAUAACAUCUUCAUCAAAGAGAGGUAGAUUUGGCAGAAAAACUAUACGAGUAGAUUCGCUACCACAGCAGAUAGAAUAUGAAGGAAAUAAUAGGAGAGAAUCGAGUAGUGAGAGCGAGUUGGAUGAGGAAGACAACGGUAGAAGGAGUAAAUAUAGGAGGGUUGAGCAAGUGAGCAGAGUUUGA
Paraglomus brasilianum is the source of this 1560-nucleotide messenger RNA. Lineage: Eukaryota; Fungi; Glomeromycota; Glomeromycetes; Paraglomerales; Paraglomeraceae. The record is from the annotation of a GenBank genome assembly.